Molecule: messenger RNA, 2229 nt
Organism: Syngnathoides biaculeatus (alligator pipefish)
Lineage: Eukaryota; Metazoa; Chordata; Actinopteri; Syngnathiformes; Syngnathidae
Gene: ak8
Product: adenylate kinase 8
Exons: 14
Coding region: 248-1942 (564 amino acids)
Biological process (GO): nucleoside triphosphate biosynthetic process
Cellular component (GO): cytoplasm
Molecular function (GO): AMP kinase activity; nucleoside diphosphate kinase activity; ATP binding
Source: RefSeq, a predicted model, not a curated record
AACUGUUCCUCGUUGUCACUUCAGUUUGUAUUUAGUUGCACGUUUUUUUUCGUUUUGUUUUUUGUUUUGCUUUUUGUCCUUGACCGAUCAUCUUUUGUUUGUUUUUGGUCCAUUUUUGGAGCCUCCUACCUUGGCUCCCAGUUCCCCUCCCGUCUGUUUUGCUCUUCCGAGUUUUUGCUCCUUGCUUGCUCCGCCUUCACAAACCCUAACCGUGGCAUUUCAAAAAAAUAUAUAUAUUUAUGACUUCAUGUUAAUCUUUCUUCCCCCUCGCUUGUGGCUACUGGAGAGCCAAUUAUUUUCCUCGGAGUGGACGACGGCGUCCGUCCCGCAGUCGCGCAAAGAACGAGAGGAGGAUUUUCUCUUCUUCCUUGCGAAGGAGUCCGCCGCCUUCCUCCUCGUCCCGCUCGAGGUCCCGACCAUGGAGGACGGCGUUCGACCCCUGAGGGUCCCCCCUCAGAUGUCCAUCUACGCCGACCAGCACAACGUCAUCCAUCUGGUCCAGACUAUGGUGUCCGGCCUGGCCGUGGACCAGCCCGAAGAUCCCAUCGCGUACCUUCUGCUUCUGCUGCAGGAGAGCAGCGUGCACGUUCCCAGGGUGGUCCUGCUGGGUCCUCCCGCGGUGGGGAAGACCACCCUGGCCAGGAAGCUGUGCGCCGAUCUGGGAGCCGUUCACGUCACCAUGGAAACGCUACUGGACGACCAAUCGCAGCUCGGCGAACGGGCGCGCCGGUGCGCGCUCGGGCGACAGGUAAGCGGGCACGCCUGCGACGCGUCGUCGUCGACGACGACGUCAACGCGUGCGCCGACGUCUUCAGGAGGUUCCCGACGAUCUUCUGGUGGACCUGAUCCAAGAGAGACUCAAACGGGCCGACUGCUUCAACACGUUGCCGUGCGGCGGGUUGUCGACGUCUGCGUCGCGUGUUUCAGGGCUGGGUUCUCGACGGACUUCCUCAAACUCGCCUGCAGGCUCGGAAUCUCCAGCAGGGCGGCGUCAUUCCCAAACACUGCUGCUGGACGCCGGCGAAGACGUUCUUUUGGAGCGGCGACGUGGCCGGCGGCUGGACACGCUCACCGGAGGUACGCCGCUCACGCCCCCGUACGCGCUGUGACCUCACUUCCCGUUUCCGCAACCUCUUCCCGCGCCCCUGAAGACGCGUACCGCGAGACGUCCGCGCGGCCGCGGGACGACGCGGCGGAGGGACGCGCAUCCGACCUCCAGCGACAUCGCUGCGAGGUCACCGGGAUGAGCGCCGCCUACCGACACGUCCUCAAGACGGUGGACGGCGACCAGCCGCCGACGGACGUCUACCAACAAGUGGUGGCGUUUUUGCGGACUCGACGAUGUUCCAGAACGCCCCGAGUUCUCCUGUUGGGUCCGCCGGGCUCGGGGAAGAAACAUCAGGCCAAGAUGCUGUCUGACAAAUACAAGAUGGUGGACGUGUGCUGCUGCGACCUUCUCCGUUGGGCCGAAGCGGACCCAUCUUGGAUCGGGGAGGAAGUCCGGACGUACCUGCAGCACAACCGACCCGUCCCAAACGGGGUCACCUUGAAUGUCCUCCAAGAGCGUCUGAACCGUGCCGAUUGCAGCCAGCGAGGUUGGAUCCUCCACCACCUGCCGUGCGACCUCCAGCACGCCAAACACCUCAAGCGCUCUCUCAACGCGCCCAACAGGGUCUUCUUCCUGGAGUUGACCGACGCCGUUUGUUUACAUCGAACGGCCGCCAAGCGCACGCCGACCGAUCCCGGCGUUGACGCGGCGACCGUGCGCGAGUGCGAUGACAACGCGCGGACCGUCGCGCACGCGCUCGGCGUGUACCGGACGCACACUGCGGGCCUGCAGGGCGUGUUUCCAGAUGGCGUCCACGUGGAUGCGGACCAGGAUCCUCGCUAUGUGUUUGAGGCCUUGGACAGACAACUCACCGUGCAAACGCACACGCACUGACAAACGCACACAGCCCGGGGGCGGGGGGAGCCGCUAACCCGGACCGGAACGCGAAGCCCCACGAUCGACGCCGUUUUGGUUGAGGACUUUAAUGAAUGGCGCUUUUCAUCAAGCGUGUUACGUUGGGACUUCCGGUCACACGGCAGCGUCUGCAUCCGAGCGCGUCCCGAGAAGAGGCGGCGACCGCAACCGAACCCCCCACCCAGCGGCCGGCGACCGCUCCUGUGUGACUGCGCUUGAUGUCUUUUGCCCUUCUGAGCGCAUCCAAUAAACGGCCGAAAAGCCAA